Molecule: messenger RNA, 828 nt
Organism: Kazachstania africana CBS 2517
Lineage: Eukaryota; Fungi; Ascomycota; Saccharomycetes; Saccharomycetales; Saccharomycetaceae
Gene: SRL4
Product: Srl4p
Exons: 1
Coding region: 1-828 (275 amino acids)
Molecular function (GO): oxidoreductase activity, acting on the CH-OH group of donors, NAD or NADP as acceptor
Source: RefSeq, a predicted model, not a curated record
AUGGUUUUAAGUGCAUUUUUGUACAAUAGACUUUUGAAAAUAUAUCAGUUGUUAAGUGCGGGCAAAAGAUUAGAUCCUCAAAAUGAUACAAUACUCGUUUUAGGUGGGUCAACAACUUCCUUUGGGAGGGCUUUAUGUGAAAUAUUAGUCAAAGGAUAUAAAUGCAAGGUACUUAAUUUAGAUAAAAAGGAUAGUUUAACUCAAUUGCCUUUCACAAAUUAUAAGUUUAUCAAAUGUCAUUUUACAAACAGAAACUCAGUAUUAAAUGCACUAUCGCGACUCAAAGAACUAGAAGAGGAUAUCACAGUUAUAAUAAAUAACGUACAAGAGGGUAUAACAUCUUUGUAUAGUACAAAAGUUCCGCUUGACCCAAUAACAGCGUUUGAAAGGUGUGCUUAUGCAAAUUUGAUCAAUCCAAUUAUAGUAUUUAAUUACUAUUUACGGGAACUUGUGGAUAAGAGGAGACGAAAUGGUCGUUAUAUCAUCAAUAUCAGCUCCGAAUUAACCAAACACGACGUUGGUGUUGGCAUGUAUUAUGUCUCUUCAAAGGCAGGAUUAAAUCAAUUUCAUGAUGGAUUCAACUCAGAGUUACAAGUGUGCAAUGAGCUCAACAGCUUCAAAUGUCUUCUUGUUUAUCUACCAUAUGUUAAAGAAUUUUCUAGAUGGGAACAUAUGUCCAGCGAUUUGGCCAAUGACUUAGUAGAAGCAAUGCUUUUUGGAAAAUUGGGAGAAGUGACGUUAUGUGAGGAUUAUUCAAAUUUUAGAAGUGGUGGACUCUACAGUGAAACAAUUUUCAAAAUUUUAACAGUUUUGAGAGAUUGGAAAUAA